Molecule: messenger RNA, 1101 nt
Organism: Uloborus diversus
Lineage: Eukaryota; Metazoa; Arthropoda; Arachnida; Araneae; Uloboridae
Product: RNA-binding protein, mRNA-processing factor 2a-like
Exons: 9
Coding region: 25-939 (304 amino acids)
Molecular function (GO): mRNA binding
Source: RefSeq, a predicted model, not a curated record
ACGUUAUUCGUCAGUGGUUUACCGAUGGAUGCAAAACCGAGGGAGCUAUAUCUUUUAUUUCGGGCUUACAAGGGCUAUGAAGGAUCCCUCUUAAAAGUCACAAGUAAAAACGGUAAAACAUCAUCGCCAGUUGGUUUUGUAACCUUCACUACUAGGGCUGGUGCAGAGGCAGCGAAGCAAGAUCUACAGCAGGGUGUGCGCUUCGAUCCUGACCUUCCCCAGACGAUCCGCCUGGAGUUUGCCAAGAGCAACACAAAGGUUAGCAAACCGAAACAGCAGUCACCUCCUGCCGCUGCUACGCACCCUACACUCCUGCACCCUCUGGCCGGACCAGAAAUCGGAGCGGCGCUCCUGCCAGCCACCCACGAAGGAUGGCCCCACCUGUCCCUCUCCUACGCAGAAGUGCCCGUCUCCACAGCCCUGCACACGGCAGCCCUCAUGCAUCCGGCUCUACAUGCACAACUACCGCCCCCCUUGACGAUGCCUCACCCGUUGUCCCACGCCGCCCUGGCGGGCAGCGCGGCCCUCCACGCGACCUUGCCGCCCCCGCACUUGGUGGCUAGUCCCGCCCUGGCCAGCCCGGUCGGCUCCACCUCGUCUGCAUCGGGAACGUUACCGUGCUCGACGCUCUUCGUCGCCAAUCUCGGACAAUUUGUCUCCGAACAAGAACUUAAAGACCUCUUCGGAAGUUUUCCGGGGUUUUGUCGUUUGCGUAUGCAUAAUAAAGGAGGUGCUCCUGUUGCUUUUGUUGAGUAUCAGGAUAUUCGCCUUGCAACACACGCUCUUCAGGCGCUGCAAGGCUAUGUCCUGUUCUCCUCAGACAGAGGGGGCAUACGAAUAGAAUACGCCAAGAACAAAAUGGGUGAGGUCAACUGCCAGAUGGGCAACUCUCUGCUUACCCAAAAUGGGAACUGCAUACAAACAAAUGGAGUCAAUUGAAGGUACUAUUGAGUAUUAGGAAAAGGCAAUUUUUCACAGAUUCUUCGAAUCUGCAAAGUGGAGAUUAAAACAGGAAUAUUUAUAAAUUAAGUUUAAAUCAAUUUUUGGUAUUUUUUUAUACUUUUCGUUCGUUGUUUAUGUCAUUUUCGUUUACGAAGCAGA